Molecule: messenger RNA, 2437 nt
Organism: Patella vulgata (common limpet)
Lineage: Eukaryota; Metazoa; Mollusca; Gastropoda; Patellidae
Product: BTB/POZ domain-containing protein KCTD9
Exons: 12
Coding region: 147-1349 (400 amino acids)
Biological process (GO): intracellular signal transduction; protein homooligomerization
Molecular function (GO): protein binding
Source: RefSeq, a predicted model, not a curated record
AAAUCGUUGCAGGUAUUUAUAUUCAGUUCAGAGUUAGAAAAACUGAGUCAUUUACGUUCAUUUGGAGUUCAAACAUAUGCGUGUUUUAGAUGGUUAUUAUAUUUGUAUGAAUUUAUGCAGUAUGACAGCGGAUCUUGUCAAUAAAGAUGAAAAGAAUUGUCAUUUUUAAGAAUGGCUCCUUAGAAGAUGGAAAGGUUAUCAUAUUGCCUGAGACUGUCAAUCAAAUUCUGGAAAUCGCCAGCACAAAGCUAAAAUGUAACGCAAAGAAAUUGUUUACAGCAAAAGGUGGUUUGAUUGACGAUAUAGAUCUGAUUAGAGAUGACGAAGUUAUUUAUGUAUCUGAAGGGGAGAAAUUUAUUCGUAACUAUUCAUGUCCAUCUGUAAAUAGUGGUGAAAAUAAACCUGAUAUUUGUGUUAAGAAAGCUUGUAGUAAAGAUGAAUGGCUGACAUUAAAUGUUGGUGGGAAAAUGUUCACUACCACUAGGAGUACUUUAACAGGACAGAAUCCUGGUAGUAUGUUAGCUAGAAUGUUUACAAACGAUAAAGGUGUUGGUUGGAAGAGUAGUGUAGAUGAAAAUGGAGCGUAUUUAAUUGAUAGAAGUGCUAUUUAUUUUGAACCUAUAAUUAAUUAUCUACGUCAUAACAUUCUAGUAUUAGAUAAAAAUAUAAAUCCAUAUGGUGUUCUGGAAGAAGCACAGUUUUUUGGGUUGACAUCUUUAAUAGAUCAGUUGGAAGAGAUCAUAGAGAUGAGUCAACCACCAAAUGACGAGACACCAAUAAAUAGACGAGAAUUUGUAUUAAAGUUACUAUGUACAUCAACAAAUACAGAGCUUAGAUGUCAGGGUAUGAAUUUUACGGGUGCAAAUUUAUCAAAACUUGAUUUGAGAAAUAUCAAUUUUAAAUAUGCAGUUUUACAUAAAGCUAACUUAUCAGGUGCUAAUUUAGCUUGUUGUAAUUUUGAAAGAGCUGAUUUAUCUAAAGCUGUAUUUGAUUCAGCUAAUUUACUAGGUGUUAAAAUGUUGUGUGCUAAUUUAGAAGGUUCGUCAUUAAAGGGAUGUAAUUUUGAAGACCCAGCAGGAAGUAGAGCUAAUAUGGAAGGGGCACACAUGAAAAGUGUUAAUUUGGAAGGAAGUCAUAUGGCAGGGGUCAAUCUCCGAGUGGCAACUUUAAAAAAUGCAAAUUUACAAAACUGUGAUUUACGGGGAGCAGUUCUGGCAGGAGCUGAUUUAGAGAACUGUAACCUUUCUGGGUGUGAUCUACAAGAAGCAAAUCUUAGAGGAGCUAAUCUUAAAGAUGCUGCGUUCGAGCUGAUGUUAAAUCCAUUACACAUGGCCCAGGCUGUUCGAUAACCUAUGCAUUGAUAUCAGAUGGAAAUGGACCCUUGUGUGAAAAUCUAAAUAUGCACAACGUCUUAUUGUUUGUGUUUAGAUUUGAAGGAACUUUUAUUUACAUAUCAAGGUUAUUCACUGAAUCAUGUCAGUGAUAAAUCUAUAGUUUUGAUCUGCCAAUACAGAUAAUAUAGCCAUGGCAGCUCCAGGGGCCAGCAAAAUACACCAUUAGGAGUAUAACCUGAAUAAGGAACACAACAUAAAGUAAUUUCAAUUUAGCUUCGAUCAGAUAGGGGGAAGAUUGACUCAUCGUGCUUGCAUACAGCUAGCAUCCAAUAAAAAGAACAUAUAUACACCCUGUCCCCUGUGUGAUUUUCAUUACAUAAGAUUGGACAUAUAUUCAAAAUGGCUGCUAUUAAGAUGACCGACGUCUGCUGUUGGUAGAGCUGGGUUUUCAUGGGCUGUUUACACAUGUAAGGACACAAAAUAAAUAAUUAUAAAACCAGUUACUAAUAUUUAGUCUGAUAAUAUAUAGGAUAUAAAACGAAAGAUUUGAAUUAGGACCUUGCUAUGCUCUUGGUCACAAUCAGUAUAGGGCAGCGUUUUAGUGUAAGGGAGAUGCUGUGACUCAAUGCGUGAGGUGGCUGAGGAACAUUUUGACCUGCAUGUAAAAGAACCUUUGAAAGGUGAAAUUUCGAAAUAAGAAUAGGCUGUAUCAAUGCUGUCCAGGCAAAAUGUCCCUCAUAGCACACUGCAUGCCUAUAGCCUGGCAGGUGCCGAAGGUAGGAUGCUGAACUUCAUUUCAUUUCAACUCUAACUAAUGCUUUGUAAUAAAAUCCUAAUGUACUUAAAUAAGGGUCUCAGGCAACUAGCCUCCUGACAGCUGAAUUUUUUUCUGAAUAUUUUCAGAACUGGUUUGUGAAAUAAAAUCCAGUGUCAGUGGGGUUUUUUUUAUUUUGUAUUUUUAUGUAUAGUAACAAUAUAUUAUUUCUGUGAUGAUUCAGUGUCUAAUAUUAUAUAAAUCUGUUAUGUUCAUGUCUUAUUUAGUCCUAAUUCUUCAAUUUAAUGGAAUAAUUUAAAGCCAAAAAUAAAUUAUUUAUGUAUUUAUC